CUCAGCUCUCCAUUUCAGUCCGAUCUGUUGUGUUUUGCGGGCCGCCGUCCACUCUGACCUCUUAAGACUCUUUGAGAAGAAAUGGAAACACCUUGACGUAACUCCCGGCACAAACGGCUCUAUACCCUGUAUUUGAACCCAGAAGAAUUAUUCAUACACUUGUCGAUCGUCUCUCUGUCGAAAAGAGCAAAAACGGUAGAGAGACUUCAUGUCCCAGAAAUCCCUGUGAACGUCAGCACUUCCUCUUAAGUGUGUUCCCUUUCCCAUUCUCUCUCUCUGGUUGGUUGGAUGAGUCCCAAACAGCGACACAACUGAUUGGGUGUUGAGCCAGACCGGGUAGCCAACGGGAAGCUAGGCUAGCCAUCAUGGCCGAUGUGGACCCAGACACCCUGCUGGAGUGGCUGCAGAUGGGUCAGGGUGAUGAGCGUGACAUGCAACUCAUUGCUCUGGAGCAACUGUGCAUGCUACUGCUCAUGUCAGAUAACGUUGACCGCUGCUUUGAGACAUGUCCUCCUCGGACGUUCCUUCCAGCGCUCUGUAAGAUCUUCUUGGAUGAGAGUGCUCCAGAUAACGUGCUGGAGGUUACAGCCCGAGCAAUAACCUACUACCUGGACGUGUCGGCAGAAUGUACCCGCAGGAUUGUGGGAGUGGAUGGGGCCAUCAAAGCGCUGUGUAAUCGACUGGUGGUAGUGGAGUUGAACAACAGGACCAGCAGAGACCUGGCUGAGCAGUGUGUCAAGGUGCUGGAGUUGAUCUGUACCAGAGAGUCUGGUGCAGUGUUUGAGGCAGGCGGGCUGAACUGUGUGCUGAGUUUCAUCCGAGACAGUGGGCACCUUGUUCAUAAAGACACUCUGCACUCAGCCAUGGCCGUUGUGUCCCGCCUUUGCAGCAAAAUGGAGCCCCAGGACUCUUCUCUGGAGACCUGUGUCGAGUCUCUGUCUAGCCUCCUCAAACACGAAGACCACCAGGUGUCAGAUGGUGCUUUGCGCUGCUUUGCCUCACUGGCUGACCGGUUCACACGUCGUGGUGUAGACCCUGCCCCUUUAGCCAAACAUGGUUUGACAGAGGAGCUGCUGUCCCGCAUGGCGGCUGCUGGAGGCACAGUGUCAGGCCCCGCCUCUUCCUGCAAGCCAGGCCGGCCUUCAGCAGGUGCAGGCCCCUCGGCUUCUGACUCGAAAUUGAGUAACCAGGUGUCUACCAUUGUCAGCCUGCUGUCCACACUCUGCAGGGGGUCUCCGCUAGUGACACAUGACUUGUUGCGUUCAGCACUGCCCGAUUCGAUGGAGUCAGCACUGGGAGGAGAUGAGCGCUGUGUACUGGACACCAUGCGGCUGGUUGACCUCCUGCUGGUGCUCCUGUUUGAGGGGCGGAAAGCGCUGCCAAAGUCCACAGCAGGGUCGACGGGCAGGAUCCCAGGGCUGCGACGUCUGGACAGUUCUGGGGAGAGAUCACACCGACAGCUCAUCGACUGUAUCCGUAGCAAGGACACAGAUGCUCUCAUCGAUGCCAUUGACACUGGAGCAUUUGAGGUGAACUUUAUGGAUGAUGUCGGACAGACGCUGCUCAACUGGGCUUCAGCUUUCGGCACGCAAGAAAUGGUUGAGUUUCUUUGUGAGAGAGGAGCAGAUGUCAAUAGAGGUCAGAGGUCAUCCUCACUGCACUAUGCUGCCUGUUUUGGACGCCCGCAAGUAGCCAAGACUCUCCUGCGUCAUGGAGCCAACCCUGACCUGAGGGAUGAGGAUGGAAAAACACCUCUGGACAAGGCUAGGGAGAGGGGACACAGUGAAGUUGUAGCUAUACUGCAGUCUCCUGGAGACUGGAUGUGUCCAGUGAACAAGAGUGAUGACAAGAAGAAAAAAGAUGUUAACAAAGAGGAGGAGGAGGGCAGUGAACCCAAAGGAGACCCAGAAAUGGCUCCUAUCUACCUAAAGAGACUUCUGCCUGUUUUUGCACAAACAUUUCAGCAUACCAUGCUGCCUUCUAUUAGGAAAGCUAGUCUGGCUUUGAUCAGGAAAAUGGUUCACUAUAGCAGCGAAGUGCUCCUGAAGGAGGUGUGUGACAGUGAGGCGGGACAUAACUUGCCCACGGUGCUGGUGGAGAUCACAGCUACUGUCCUCGAUCAAGAGGACGAUGACGACGGUCACCUUCUGGCUCUGCAGAUCAUAAGGGAUCUGGUGGAUAAGGGUGGAGAUGUUUUCCUUGACCAGCUGGCUCGACUAGGCGUCAUCAACAAGGUGUCGACUUUGGCUGGACCAGCGUCUGAUGAUGAGAACGAGGAUGAAGCAAAGCCUGAGAAGGAGGAAGAGGUGCAGGAGGAUGCUAGGGAGAUUCAGCAGGGGAAGCCAUACCACUGGAGGGACUGGUCCAUCAUCAGAGGCAGGGACUGUCUCUACAUCUGGUCUGACGCUGCUGCCCUUGAGCUCUCCAAUGGCUCCAACGGCUGGUUCAGGUUCAUCCUGGAUGGGAAGCUAGCCACCAUGUACUCCAGCGGAAGUCCAGAAGGGGGAUCGGACAGCUCCGAGUCUCGCAGCGAGUUCUUGGAGAAGCUACAACGGGCACGGAGUCAGGUGAAGCCAGUAACAGCCAGUCAGCCCAUCCUGUCCAGUGUUGGCCCCACCAAGCUGACCGUAGGGAACUGGUCUCUGACCUGCCUGAAGGAUGGAGAGAUUGCUAUCCACAACUCAGAUGGGCAGCAGGCCACCAUCCUGAAGGAAGACCUGCCUGGCUUCGUCUUUGAGUCUAACAGAGGAACCAAGCACUCUUUCACAGCAGAAACAUCCUUGGGCUCAGAGUUUGUGACUGGUUGGACGGGGAAGCGAGGCAGGAAGUUAAAGUCAAAACUGGAGAAGACAAAGCAGAAGGUGAAAAGUAUGGCAAGAGAGCUAUAUGAUGAUCACUUCAAAGCUGUAGAAAGCAUGCCCAGAGGAGUGGUGGUUACUCUCCGGAACAUUUCAACACAGCUGGAGUCUGCUUGGGAGCUGCACACCAACAGACAGUGUAUUGAAGGGGAGAACACAUGGAGGGACCUGAUGAAAACGGCUCUGGAAAACCUGAUUGUAGUUUUGAAGGAUGAAAACACGAUUUCUCCAUAUGAGAUGUGUAGCAGUGGCUUGGUCCAGGCUCUGUUUACAGUCCUUAACAAUAGUGUGGAACUGGACCUGAAACAUGAUUGUAAGCCUUUAAUGGAAAGAAUCAAUGUCUUUAAGGCGGCUUUCAGCGAGAAUGAAGAUGAUGAAAGCCGACCAGCUGUUGCCUUAAUCCGUAAACUGAUAGCUGUCCUGGAGUCAAUAGAACGCCUACCUCUGCACCUGUACGACACUCCGGGAUCCUCAUACAACCUGCAGAUUCUUACACGGAGAUUGCGGUUCCGGCUGGAGCGAGCGCCGGGAGAGACGGCCCUGAUCGACCGGACAGGUCGUAUGUUGAAGAUGGAACCACUUGCAACUGUGGAGUCUCUGGAGCAGUACCUGCUGAAGAUGGUGGCAAAGCAGUGGUACGACUUCGAGCGCUCAUCCUUUGUCUUUGUGCGGAAGCUGAGGGAAGGGCAGACUUUCACUUUCAGGCACCAACACGAUUUUGAUGAAAAUGGUAUCAUCUAUUGGGUCGGAACAAACGCCAAGACUGCCUACGAGUGGGUAAACCCCGCAGCUUAUGGCCUAGUGGUGGUGACCUCUUCAGAGGGCCGGAAUCUCCCCUACGGGAGACUGGAAGACAUUCUCAGUCGGGAUAGCUCUGCUCUGAAUUGCCACACAAAUGACGACAAGAAUGCCUGGUUUGCUAUCGACCUUGGCCUGUGGGUCAUUCCCUCAGCAUACACUCUGAGGCAUGCCAGGGGUUAUGGCCGCUCUGCGUUGAGGAACUGGGUCUUUCAGGUGUCCAAAGACGGUCAGAACUGGACGACUCUUUACACCCACGUAGAUGACAGCAGCCUAAAUGAACCCGGGUCGACAGCCACGUGGCCUCUGGACCCAUCUAAAGAAGAGAAGCAGGGCUGGAGGCACAUCAGAAUUAAACAGAUGGGAAAGAACGCCAGCGGCCAGACACACUAUCUGUCACUAUCUGGACUUGAGCUGUACGGCAAUGUCACUGCAGUCUGUGAGGACCAGCUGGGUAAAGCUGUGAAGGAGGCAGAAGCAAACCUUCGCCGCCAGCGCCGCCUGUUUCGUUCUCAGGUGAUGAAGUACAUCGUACCAGGGGCACGGGUUGUUCGGGGCAUCGACUGGAAGUGGCGCGACCAGGAUGGAAACCCACCUGGAGAGGGCACCGUUACUGGAGAGGCUCACAAUGGCUGGAUUGAUGUAACCUGGGAUGCUGGCGGCUCUAACUCUUACCGUAUGGGCGCUGAAGGGAAGUUUGACCUCAAGCUUGCUCCAGGGUACGACCCUGAGUCGGCUGCCACAGCGCCGUCACCCAAACCUGUCUCAUCCACUGUUUCAGGCCCCGCCUCCACCACGGUGGGACCCUCUGUGACGCAGGCGGCGAGCGGCGGCGGUACCACCACCACCUCAUCAUCUUCCUCCUCCACAUCGUCAUCCUCGCUUCAGCAGUCAUGGAGCAGUCUGGUUAAAAAUAACUGUCCUGAUAAGGGCGGGGCCUCAUCGCUUGGGGGUGCCAGCUCCUCCAGCAGAAAGGGGAGCAGCAGCUCUGUCUGCAGUGUCGCCUCCUCCUCUGACAUCAGCCUAAGUUCCUCCGCUGGUUUUCCAGGUGCAGGAGGUCUGCGACUGGAGAGAAGAACUGACGGGCUAGUGCUUGACCAAGGGACAGGGAUAGGAGGAGUAAUGGGAGGCGGGGUUGGCUCUGAUGGACAUCAGCAAGAGCCAAUUGUCGUUCUGUCCUCUGCAGCAGAGGGCGGAUCUGGUUCAGCAUCCAGCUCAGGCACACUUACUGGUGAUGCAUCCACCACAGCAGAUGAAACCAGAAACAAAGACUCAUCCACAGCAAUGGCCACCACUGACCCGGCAACAGCGAUCUCCAUGGGGCUAGUGAGCGUGAGCUCCCCUGAUGUUAGCUCGGUGUCGGAGUCAUCUAGCAAGGACACGCCUUCCCAGAGGCCUAUGUGCUCGGUGGCUAAUGCCCGGCUAUCGGUCAGCUCCCUCUUGGCUGCCGGCGCUCCCAUGAGCUCCAGUGCCAGCGUCCCUAAUUUGUCAUCUCGCGAGGCCAGCUUGAUGGAGUCCUUCGUCCGCCGCGCACCCAACAUGUCGCGCACCAAUGCCACAAAUAACAUGAACCUGAGCCGCAGCAGCAGCGACAACAACACCAACACGCUGGGCAGAAACGUCAUGAGUACUGCCACUUCUCCUCUCAUGGGUGCUCAGAGCUUUCCUAACCUCACCACCACUGGCACCACCUCCACCGUUACCAUGUCCACCUCCAUAGUAACCAGCAGCAAUAAUGUAGCCACAGCCACCACGGGUUUGUCGGUGGGCCAGUUACUAAGCAACACCCUUACAACCAGCCUGACGUCUACAUCCAGCGAGAGCGACACGGGCCAGGAGGCCGAGUUCUCUCUCUAUGACUUUCUGGACAGCUGCCGUGCCAACACACUGUUGGCUGAGCUGGACGAUGAGGAGGACCUCCCAGAGCCUGAUGACGAUGAUGAUGAGAACGAAGAUGACAAUCAGGAGGAUCAAGAGUAUGAGGAGGUCCUGGAAGAGGAGGAGUAUGAGACCAAAGGAGGACGCAGGAGGACAUGGGAUGACGACUUUGUCCUAAAGAGGCAAUUCUCUGCUCUGGUUCCUGCCUUUGACCCCCGACCAGGAAGAACCAAUGUCCAGCAGACCACAGACCUGGAGAUCCCUCCUCCAGGGACUCCUCGAUCCGAGGUUCAGGAGGAGGUGGAGUGUGCUCCCUCUCCUCACCUCGCUCUCACCCUUAAGGUGGCUGGGCUGGGUACAACCCGGGAGGUGGAGCUUCCUCUUACCAACUACAAGUCCACCAUCUUCUUCUAUGUCCAGCGGCUGCUGCAGCUCUCCUGCAACGGAGCUGUCAAGACUGAUAAACUAAGGCGCAUCUGGGAGCCCACGUACACGAUAAUGUACAGAGAGCUGAAAGACUCUGAUAAAGAGAAGGAGAGUGGAAAGAUGGAGUUUUGUGAACACAGCAUUGGGGUCGGGGGCCGUUCUGGUGGCCUGAGCCCCAGUUCAGUUUCAGCCAAUCAGAGCAGUGAGAUUCUGGGCGGUGCCAGGGAGGUGGCGCAGGCGAAGGCAGGAUGCAGCCAGAAUGCCUGUGGAGUGGAGGAUGUCCUGCAGCUACUGCGGAUCCUCUACAUCAUCGGAGGAGACUCGGCUGCUAACACGCGCACGUUGCAGGAGGAUAUAGAUGAGCUUCAGUUCAAUGCAUCUCCUGAAGAUUUCACCAGCAAAAAAAUCACUACAAAGAUCCUGCAACAGAUUGAGGAGCCUCUAGCCCUUGCAAGUGGAGCGCUGCCCGACUGGUGUGAACAACUCACCUCCAAGUGUCCUUUCCUCAUCCCUUUUGAGACCCGACAGCUCUAUUUUACCUGCACUGCUUUCGGAGCCUCCAGGGCAAUUGUGUGGCUCCAGAACCGUCGAGAGGCAACCAUGGAGCGUUCUCGGCCGUCCACCACAGUGCGGCGGGACGAUCCUGGUGAGUUCAGGGUGGGUCGACUGAAACAUGAACGAGUGAAAGUCCCCCGAGGAGAGACUAUGAUGGAAUGGGCUGAGUCCGUCAUGCACAUCCAUGCUGACCAAAAGUCUGUGCUAGAGGUGGAGUUUCAGGGUGAGGAGGGAACGGGUCUCGGUCCAACUCUGGAGUUUUAUGCUCUGGUGGCUGCAGAGUUUCAGAAAACGUCACUGGGAAUCUGGCUGUGUGAUGAUGACUUCCCUGACGAUGAGUCACGACAGGUGGACCUGGGUGGUGGACUGAAGCCUCCCGGUUACUAUGUGCAGCGUUCCUGUGGUCUAUUUCCAGCUCCGUUCCCUCAGGAUAGCGAGGAACUGGAGCGAAUCACCAAACUCUUCUACUUCCUGGGCAUCUUCUUGGCCAAGUGCAUUCAGGACAACCGGCUGGUCGACCUACCAAUAUCACAGCCCUUCUUUAAGCUGCUCUGCAUGGGGGACAUCAAGUCUAACAUGAGCAAGCUGCUAUACCAGUCUCGAAGCUCACCGCAGGGUAACGACCCUGAGCGGCCCCACUUGCAGCCCUUCUUGCUACUGUCUGAGGUGCAGUCUGAAGCAUCGACUGAGGAAAGCCAGGAGACGUACUCAGUGGGCAGCUUUGAUGAGGAUUCCAAAUCUGAGUUCAUCAUGGACCCACCAAAACCAAAACCUCCAGCUUGGUACCAUGGUAUCCUGACCUGGGACGACUUCCAGCUUAUCAACCCACACAGGGCGAGUUUCCUGAAGGAAGUAAAGGAUCUGGCAGUGAAGAGGAGGCAGAUUCUGGCCAGUAAGAGUUUGUCUGAGGAUGAGAAGAACACCAGGCUGCAGGACCUGAUGCUGAAGAACCCGCUGGGCUCUGGACCUCCCCUCAGUGUCGAGGACCUCGGGUUAAACUUUCAGUUCUGUCCAUCCUCCAAGGUUCAUGGUUUCUCUGCAGUGGAUCUCAAACCAAAUGGAGACGAUGAGAUGGUGUCCAUGGAGAAUGCAGAAGAGUACGUGGAGUUGAUGUUUGACUUCUGUAUGCACACUGGCAUCCAGAAACAGAUGGAGGCCUUCAGAGAGGGUUUUAAUCGAGUGUUUCCAAUGGAGAAACUAAGCUCUUUUAGCCAUAAGGAGGUGCAGAUGAUCCUCUGUGGCAACCAGUCCCCUUCCUGGACUGCUGACGACAUCAUCAACUACACAGAACCAAAGCUUGGUUACACCAGAGACAGCCCUGGCUUCUUGCGGUUUGUGCGAGUCUUAUGUGGAAUGUCAUCUGAUGAGCGUAAAGCCUUCCUGCAGUUUACCACUGGCUGCUCCACCCUGCCACCCGGUGGUCUAGCCAACCUGCACCCCCGACUCACCAUCGUCAGGAAGGUGGAUGCCACAGAUUCCAGCUACCCAUCUGUCAACACGUGUGUUCACUACCUGAAGCUGCCCGAGUACUCAUCUGAGGACAUCAUGAGGGAGCGCCUGUUAGCCGCUACCAUGGAGAAAGGCUUCCACCUCAACUGACCACCGCUGCCACACUGAGCAUGCUUCUCAAGUCAUCUGUCCGUCUCGCCUUGUGACUGACGGAUCAGCCAGCCAAUCCAAACCAGCUGACUGACUGACGGCCAGACCUCCUGCUACAGGAGGAGGAGGAUUUAUGUUGCAGAAACAAAAUGAAAGAAACGCUGUCACGUCUUUCACACCUCUCUGACCGCCUCCUUCAUCAGCAGCAGCAUCAUCUUCCUCACCAUCCUGAGCUGCUGCUGCUGGUCUGUUCCUAGCUUUGAUGCUGCAGGCUUGCGUGUGUGUGUGUGCGUGCGCGUGUGUGUGCUGAUCUCCUCCUCCUGUCUGCUCUCAGUUUGGUGCCUGGUUUGACUCGUAGCUUCUGUUUUCACUUCCUCCUCCCUGAAAUGUUCAUGGAUCCCCGCCUCCCCCCAUUUAUUGCUUUUUGUUUUUGUGUGUGUGCGACAGUUCUCUGGUUGUUACUGACCAGUUGUAAAGGUCAAAGGUCAGAGAGCCUUUGGUGUUUGUUUUACAAUGAAGCUAUAGAGACAAAAACACUGGCUGUGUGCAAGGCACAUCUAAAGAGAAAGAUUAAAAAAAAAAAGAAAGCUCUGCUAUCCCUGUAUUUUCUUUGUAUAUUAUAAACAUUUAUUUAACUCAAGUUGCAGUUUGAGGUAAACAGAUAUUUUCAAAUGUGUAUGCUCCAAAAAAAUAAUCAUUAAAACGUUUGCAAAGUAUGAAGUAAAGAA
Pelmatolapia mariae (spotted tilapia) is the source of this 8842-nucleotide messenger RNA. RefSeq names its product HECT domain containing 1 (gene hectd1). The transcript has 44 exons. Bases 366 to 8114 code for a protein of 2582 amino acids. Gene Ontology annotation, molecular function: metal ion binding; ubiquitin protein ligase activity; protein binding. The record is from RefSeq and is a predicted model, not a curated record. NCBI's taxonomy places the organism in Eukaryota, Metazoa, Chordata, Actinopteri, Cichliformes, Cichlidae. Gene Ontology annotation, cellular component: nuclear speck. Gene Ontology annotation, biological process: proteasome-mediated ubiquitin-dependent protein catabolic process; anatomical structure development; protein K63-linked ubiquitination.